UAUUUCAAUGAUUUCAUAGUUCUUCACGCAACUAUCCAAACGCAAAAGACUGCUUUCGACACCUAACUGAAAAGAGAAAAAAGGAAGAAAGAGAGAAGAAGGAAUAUCGCUUGCCAAGCGAAGUCGUUCAUUUUCACGGAAUCCCAAUUCCCACGGCUUGAAUCUUCGAAUUUCGUUUUUCGUCUCCAACUAUGGAUCCUGAACUGAAAGGAGAUGAUUAGAGGAGUUUCUCCAAGCCCUAAAUCAAGUGAAAGCAGCAGCUAAAUGAAGCGAAAAGUUCCCCAGCAGAAAUCCCAUAAUUAUAAAUGGAGGAGGAAGCUUUUCGCGGCGAUAUUGCUAGGGUUUUGUUUCGUAACUUUGAUGCUGUUGAUGCAGAGUCAGUACAGUCGGAUCAUGAUGCAGAUGCCGGUGCCGAAGAUCGCAUUCAUGUUCAUCGCCCGGAAUCGUCUUCCUUUGGACUUGGUUUGGGAUGCAUUCUUUCAGGGAGGGGAGAACAAGUUUUCGAUUUAUGUUCACUCCAGGCCCGGGUUUCUGUUCAACAAGGCAACAACAAGAUCUGCCUAUUUUUUUAAUCGUCAAGUUAAUGACAGUAUACAGGUAGAUUGGGGUGAGUCCAGCAUGAUUGUGGCAGAGCGUAUAUUACUUAAGCAUGCACUUGAGGAUCCUUUCAAUGAUCGCUUUCUGUUUCUCUCAGACAGCUGCAUACCUCUAUACAACUUCAGCUACACAUAUGACUAUAUCAUGUCCACACCAACUAGUUUUGUAGACAGUUUUGCUGAUACAAAAGAGGGCCGCUACAAUCCAAAAAUGGAUCCCGUUAUUCCAGUUCUUAACUGGAGGAAAGGAUCUCAGUGGGUUGUUCUGACUAGAAAGCAUGCAGAGGUUGUUGUGGAGGACAAUACUGUGUUUCCCAUGUUUCAACAGCAUUGCAAGAGAAGGUCACUACCUGAGUUUUGGCGGGAUCAGCCUCUUCCUGCUGAUGCAUCCAAGGAGCAUAAUUGUAUACCAGAUGAACAUUAUGUUCAGACAUUACUGGCUCAAGAAGGCCUUGAAGGAGAAGUCACACGAAGAUCACUGACAUACAGUUCAUGGGAUCUCUCAUCCUCCAAAGACCAUGAACGUCGUGGAUGGCAUCCGGUGACUUACAAGUUUUCAGAUGCUACUCCCAUGCUUAUCCAAUCUAUAAAGGACACAGAUAAUAUCUAUUAUGAGACUGAAUACCGAAGAGAGUGGUGCAGUAGCAAGGGGAAACCAUCCCCAUGCUUUCUUUUUGCAAGAAAAUUCACUCGGCCUGCUGCUCUCCGGCUUCUUAAUUUGUCUCUGCUGGGAGCUUUCAAUGAAGCAACAAGGAAAUCUAAUCUAUGGUGAAGUAGAUAUCCGUUGUAAGUUUAAAGUAGCUAAAAUUAGUAGUCUUAACCCAUAAUGAAUAGAGUUCUGUAAUCUGCAUUGAAAAAUAGAGGGAUUUGUAAAUUGUAGAGGCAAAUGAUAAAUAAAAUAAAAAAAGUAAAAAAG
This is a messenger RNA of Juglans microcarpa x Juglans regia, 1512 nucleotides long. Its product is annotated as glycosyltransferase BC10. NCBI's taxonomy places the organism in Eukaryota, Viridiplantae, Streptophyta, Magnoliopsida, Fagales, Juglandaceae. The coding region runs from base 265 to 1368 and encodes 367 amino acids. Gene Ontology annotation, molecular function: glycosyltransferase activity. Gene Ontology annotation, cellular component: membrane. The transcript is spliced from 12 exons. The record is from RefSeq and is a predicted model, not a curated record.